Molecule: messenger RNA, 886 nt
Organism: Thamnophis sirtalis
Lineage: Eukaryota; Metazoa; Chordata; Lepidosauria; Squamata; Natricidae
Source: RefSeq, a predicted model, not a curated record
AGGUAUUACGGGAAAUCGCUUCCAUUCGGAGCAGCCUCCUUUCAGGGGCCGAACAUUGGCCUGCUGACCGUGGAGCAAGCUUUGGCCGAUUACGCGGUUCUCAUCGCGUGGCUGAAGGAGCAGCACCGGGCGCAGAGCGUGCCAGUCAUCGCCUUCGGGGGCAGUUACGGAGGGAUGCUCAGCGCCUACAUGAGGCUGAAGUACCCCAACCUGGUGGACGGGGCCCUGGCUGCCAGCGCCCCUGUGCUCUCCACCGCAGGGAUUGGAGACCCUGGCCAGUUCUUCAAGGAUGUCACAGCAGAUUUUGAGAACUACAGUCCAGCGUGUGCCAAGGCUGUGCGAGAAGCAUUCAGACAAAUCAAAGACCUCAGCCUGGCUGGAGCUUAUGGGCGAAUCACCACGAAGAUGGGCCUCUGCCACAAGGUUUCCACUCCAGGGGACAUCAGGCAGCUCUUUGAGUUCAUCCGCAACGCCUUCACCAUGAUGGCUAUGAUGGAUUAUCCGUACGUGACUGAUUUUAUGGGCCACUUUCCAGCAAACCCCGUCAAGGUUGGCUGUGAACAGGUGUUGGCCAGUAAGGACCCCAUCCGAGGACUGGCAGCUCUUUCAGGAGUAUUUUACAACUCCACGGGGACGGAAAGCUGUUUUGACAUCUACGAGAUGUACCAUAGAUGUUCCGAUCCAACCGGCUGUGGCUUAGGCCCCAAUGCUGAAGCUUGGGAUUAUCAGGCCUGCACCGAGAUCAACUUAACGUUCGACAGCAACAACGUGACCGACUUUUUCCCGGAGCUGACCUUCCCGGAGGCCGCCCGGGAGGGCUACUGCUUCCGCAAGUGGGGGGUCUGGCCCCAGCCAUCGUGGCUGCGCACCAACUUCUGGGGCAGCG